Messenger RNA from Carassius gibelio (silver crucian carp), 557 nucleotides. Its product is annotated as guanine nucleotide-binding protein G(I)/G(S)/G(O) subunit gamma-T2-like. Gene Ontology annotation, molecular function: G-protein beta-subunit binding. The transcript has 3 exons. NCBI's taxonomy places the organism in Eukaryota, Metazoa, Chordata, Actinopteri, Cypriniformes, Cyprinidae. The record is from RefSeq and is a predicted model, not a curated record. The coding region runs from base 149 to 358 and encodes 69 amino acids. Gene Ontology annotation, biological process: G protein-coupled receptor signaling pathway. Gene Ontology annotation, cellular component: heterotrimeric G-protein complex.
GAUGACAUCAGAACACAAUCCCUCCAGGAUCAGUCCACAGCUGAGGAGGAGCGAGGAUCAGAGAUCAGACGAGAGGAGAGGAGAAGAGUCUCAGUGCUGAUCGUCUUCUGGAGUCUGACUGCUGCCACAGUCCCAUUCAACAGUCAGGAUGGCUCGGGACAUGUCAGAUAAAGAGAUCCUAAAGAUGGAGCUGGAUCAGCUGAAGGUGGAAGUGAACACUCCUCGAAUCGCGGUCUCCACAACAGCUCCAGAGAUCAUAGCGUUCGUGGAGGGCUUGUCUGCUGAAGACCCGCUGGUCAAAGGUGUCCCAGAAGACAAGAACCCUUUCAAGGAGAAGGGUGGAUGCAUUAUUACAUAGCAGUGGCCCUGGACGCACCAGGGCUCUGUUCAACAACUAGUUUUGUAUAAACCAUCAAUAUCUGUACUAGAAACUAGGAUUUUUUUUAGCAGCCACUUUAGUUUUGGAUACUACACAGAAGAUGCCCUCAUGUCAUUCAAUACUUCUUGUGAUAUGAUGUUACCUGUCUCUUUUUAAAAUAAACUCUUUACUCCUCGCA